CAGCGCUUAGCUGUGUACGUUUAGUGAGAGGGCGUGGGUUCCUUAUCUCCCACACCGUCGUAGAUAACACGCCGGGAACUCUACAGCGGAGGCUGUGGAUUCUGUUGUGUUUGAUCACCCAAUGUCAUAUGUAUAGUCCCCGUGUGCUAUGGCCCACGAAAAAUAACGAUGUCACAACCGCUUAAUGGGGCAGCACUCAAGUAAGCGUGUCAUGUCGAGGUAACCACUGAUUGGAGCCAUAGGAUUACAAACGUGCGAAUCGCACCUUAUUCCUUCCAAGUAACAAAUACGAUUAUGGGCGAUGCUCCCGAGAAGGCACCACAAACGACAUCGAGUGCUGGUGGCGGCGGCAACGACUUCCAGAAUUUGGAAGAGACACAACAGCUCCUUCAUCCGCCUUCUCACCAUACGCAGGUAACUCAUCCACCGUCUACAUCUCUGAGUCAUUCGUCUACACGAAAGUCGAGCAAGAAGAAAUCGCAUAGGAAAAGGCGGCAAGGAAGUGUGUCACAAUCCGUAGCCGACAGCAAGUACAGCACAAACUCUCCAAGCUCAUCAACUGUCAAUGAUGAAACUUUGGUCCCUCUGACUGAUAGCAAGAGUUCUGCUGCAAUCGAACUGACCAUCUUGGAAGCACCACCUAUUGAUUCUGCUGAUAUACCAACUGUUCUUGUUCAACCACCAUCAUCAACACCAUCAAUAAGUGCUUCGAAGGAUGAGCAGAUAUUAGAAGCUCUCAGGGAGGUGGUUCGCAAUUGCUCUGUGCAAGACCCUGACAAAAGAACCUCAGCUGCCGAAGUUCACGCGAUGCUGAGCAAGCUUUUGUGAAAAGAAGUAAAGCUGCUGACCACUGACCAGUGACUGAAGCGUUGCGCUUGGACAGUGUUUACGUAACAUCAGAAAUCGCGCCCUGAGGCGCAUUUUCACCCAUUUAGAUUUGUUUGCUAUGUCUAUUUGUGCCACAUGCUGCGUGAUCUCUUCGUUGUAAAUAAGCAUUUAGUUCUUUUAUUUCGUCGAGGAGCUGUGCAAUAAAAUAGCAAUUGAUACCACUCA
Rhipicephalus sanguineus (brown dog tick) is the source of this 1053-nucleotide messenger RNA. RefSeq lists its product as uncharacterized. The record is from RefSeq and is a predicted model, not a curated record. NCBI's taxonomy places the organism in Eukaryota, Metazoa, Arthropoda, Arachnida, Ixodida, Ixodidae. Bases 295 to 828 code for a protein of 177 amino acids. The transcript has 6 exons.